This is a messenger RNA of Limulus polyphemus (Atlantic horseshoe crab), 649 nucleotides long. RefSeq names its product acyl carrier protein, mitochondrial-like. The coding region runs from base 27 to 491 and encodes 154 amino acids. Gene Ontology annotation, molecular function: acyl carrier activity; acyl binding. The transcript has 5 exons. The record is from RefSeq and is a predicted model, not a curated record. Gene Ontology annotation, cellular component: mitochondrion. NCBI's taxonomy places the organism in Eukaryota, Metazoa, Arthropoda, Merostomata, Xiphosura, Limulidae. Gene Ontology annotation, biological process: fatty acid biosynthetic process.
CGUUGGUUUUCACUGGGGUAAGGAACAUGGCUUUGCAAGGGAGACUUUUUUGUCGUGGAAUAAUGCAUAAUAUGAAGAUUUCCAGGACUUUUUCUCACCGUACACCUACUCUAGCUGUAUUUAACACAAAUGAUAUACAUAGAAGUACAUGGGAAAACAAAUAUUUGUUAAAAUGUUCCUUACUACGUAAAACAAACCAGUCACUCUUCAAUGUUUGUUACUUCUGUACAAAAUCUCCAUUAACUCUUGAUGUUAUUCGAGAUAGAGUGCUUGUAGUCCUGAAACUGUAUGACAAAAUAGAUUCUGAAAAGUUAAAUCUACAGUCCCACUUCAUGAAUGACUUGGGUCUGGACAGUUUAGAUCACGUGGAAGUUAUCAUGGCAAUGGAGGAUGAGUUUGGUUUUGAAAUCUCAGAUACUGAUGCAGAACAACUUUUAACACCUGCGGACAUUAUUAAAUACAUAGCAGAUAAAGAAGAUGUAUAUGAAUAACAUGAGGUUAUGAAGAUGUUUUAAAAAAUCUAGUCUAGGACUUUCCAAAUGCUUCGGAGCUUUGCUAUCAGAGAAAACUGAGAAGUAGAUGCUAGUAUGUUAUCAUACUUAGUUUUAUGUAGUUACUAUGUGACAAUAAAAUCAAGAUCAUCACAGUC